UGUGUUUUCUCUGUUUUUCUCUUACGUAAUGCAUGUUCUAGCGACACAGCUGCUCGACUGAAACCUCCGCCUUUAGACAUCAGUUACGUCAACACUAAGAAUAAUAUGAUAAAAGCGGAGAGAAGGUUGCUGGCUACACUAGGAUUUGUUGUUCAUGUGAAGCAUCCGCAUAAAUUGAUAUGUGCCUAUUGUUUCGUCUUGCGAGCUCAUCAUCGUACUGACCUCAUCCAAAGAGCAUGGACCUACAUGAAUGAUGGCUUGAGAACGGACAUGUUCGUGCGGUACUCACCGGAAACUAUUGCAUGUGCUUGUAUUUUUUUGGCAUCUCGUACUGUCCAUCCACAAGUGCCCCUCCCUGACAAACCUAGGAAUUGGUACGAACUUUUCGAUGCAUCUGAUACUGAUGUUCACACGAUAGCCAUGAUGCUCUUGAACAUGUAUGCUAACCAAAAGGCCGUGAGCUGGAGAGAAAUGGAUGAAAAGAUCGAGAAGUUACGGUCAAAGAUUGAAGCAGAGCAGAAGGCAGCGAAAGCUCAGCUAGUAGCUCAGAAACUUGCUGUCGAGAAGAAGAAGGCCGACGAAGAUUCUGGUCGUGAAGAUACGAAGAAACGCCGAGGCAAGAGUAGAAGUCGAUCGCGAUCGAAGUCGCGAUCUCGCAGUCCAAGGCGAAGCAAGUACUCGCCCAGUCAACGACGACGAGAGACACCUGAGAAGAAUGGAAGAAACAAAGCUCGUGGGGGAAAAGGUGGCCGAGAAGAUAGACGGGACAGAGAUAGGCGAGACGAUCGACGUGACGACAAACGGAGACGAAGUAGGAGUCGAAGCAAAAGCCGAGAACGAUAUUCAGAUCGUGACCGAGAGCGAGUAAAGGAGCGGAGUAAGAUACGUGAACGAGAAGUCUACCAAUCGCUUGGUAAACGACCUCGCCCGCGUUCACCGUCACCUCCAGCACGAUUCCGAAAGUGA
Messenger RNA from Haemonchus placei, 966 nucleotides. NCBI's taxonomy places the organism in Eukaryota, Metazoa, Nematoda, Chromadorea, Rhabditida, Trichostrongylidae. The record is from the annotation of a GenBank genome assembly.